Messenger RNA from Eimeria necatrix, 6822 nucleotides. RefSeq names its product glycoprotein 96-92, putative. NCBI's taxonomy places the organism in Eukaryota, Apicomplexa, Conoidasida, Eucoccidiorida, Eimeriidae. Bases 1 to 6822 code for a protein of 2273 amino acids. The record is from RefSeq and is a predicted model, not a curated record. The transcript is spliced from 6 exons.
AUGGCGACUCCCCGAGGCCCCACACCCCCUGCACAGACCCCUAGGGGACCAACAGCAGCAGCUGCUGCUGCAGCUGCUGCUGCUGUUGUGCUGCCGCAGCCCUGCGCUCCUGGCAGCCGAAAGGCAGGCAUCAAAGCUGUACCCCGCCCACUCCAGAGAGCCUUGCCCUGCAGCGGCAGAAGCACCAGCAGCAGCAACAGCUGCAUCUCGACGACUUGCAGCGGGAGCAGCAGAGCUGCAUCUGCGUGCAAUGGAAGCAGCAGCAGUGGCAGCAACUUGGAGGCGGCGACGGAGUCAACAGCGGCGCCGUCGCCUUGGCCUCGCGUGAAGCAGCAGCAGCAACAGCAGCAGCAGCAGCAGCAACAGUUGCAGCAGCCGCAGCAAGAAUGUUGUGCAACUACUACAGACGUCGGGAAUAUUACGUUGGACAUAACAUGUCGCCGGUCAGACUGCUCAACAGCAGCAGCCAGUGCAGCAGCAGCUGCUGGUGCUGUUCUCCCUAAGUCAGUAGCAGCUCAGCGGCAUCAGUCGGAUGCAGCAGCAGCAGCAGCAGUAGCAGCAACGGGAGAAGCAGCCCUGCCAGAACCAACCGACGCAGCGCGGUGCUCCGGGUCGAGCUACAGCGACGCAGGACGUGCAGCAGCAGCGACUGUGGAUGCAAGAGCAGCAGCAGCAGCUGUGGAUGCGAGGGCAGCAGCAGCGGGUGCUGCUGUUGCAGCGGCAGGAGCCGCCGCAUCGGCUGCUGCUGCUGGGUCUCUAAAGGUUCGUGCUGCAGCUGCUGCGUGUAAGCGGCAGCAUCAGCCUGUGCUGCCGUCACUGCUGCGUCGCGGGGUGGUCCCUUGUCUGUCUCUGAAGGCCGAAGGCGCAGCUGCAGCAGCAGUAGAUUCUGCUGCAGCACCAGCAGCAGCUGCUUGUGCAGCUGGCGGUCGGGGCUUGUGGUUAAGCAUGCAGCAACAGCAGCAGCAGGCAGCGGCGUGUCUUCAUGCCGCUGGCCUGAUGCUUGGGGUGCAGCCGUCUGCCCACGCAGCAGCAGCAGCUGCUGCUGCUGCUGCUGCUGCAGCCGUUGCUGCAGCUUCGUGCGCUUCGAGAGACUCAGGGAUGCAAACAGCAGCAGGUUUUGUUCGAGUUGCUGCACCCGGACUCACUCUCGGAGUGCCGGCGGCGCAGCAGCAACAGCGGCAGCAACAGCCGCAGCAGGAACAAACAGGAUUGCCCUGCAGCAGCGGCGAGGCCAGUGGUUUACCAACUGCGCCUGCAGCUCCUGCUGCUGAGGAAGCUCGUGUUUCAGCUUCCUUAUGCGUCAGAUCUGCUGCGGCAGUUUCAGCAGCAGCAGCGUCAGCAGCAGCCGCUGCUGCUGUUGCUGCACACCCUCACAGUCUGCUUGCCUGCUCAACGCCCUGUGGCCCGGCUCCCGAUGCAGCAGCAGCAGCGGAAGGAAGCCAGUUAGUGAAGAUGUGUAGACAGCCGCUUCAAGGUGCUGCUGCUGCUGAGGGCCCUCACAGUGCAUCUGCAGGCAGCUCUAGAGAUGCAGCGGCAGCAGCAACAUUAGCAGCAGCAGGAGCAGCAACGGGACAUCUCUGCAGCCGCUGCUUGAAGGGCUGCGAGAGGUACCCCCCAGUGCACGGCUUGUGCUUCCUAACAAAGGGGGCCUGCGUCACUUGGCGGCAGCGGAAGUUCGUGCUCAGGGAUGAAGCGUGGCUCGCUGCAGCAGCUGUUGGAAGCAGCAGCAGCAUCAGCAGCACCAGCUGCUCACUGUCAAGGGAUCAGCGGGCUAAGCCGGAGCAGCACAUUGUGAGCAUGCUGGACCAGGAUGGGCUGAAGGGUGCUGCUGCGGUCCCGUCUGCUGCUGCUGACUGGGCCACAGCGGCAGCAAGAGGACGGCAGCGGCAGCUGCAGAAAGCCUCAGCAGAAUGUGACGCUGUGAGCGCGUGUUCGUGCCCAGCCAUCAAGUUGCUGCAGGAGGCGUCGGGCAGCAGCAGUGUCAAGGAAGGUGAACUGCAGACACCGCGGGCCCAGGCAAGCCGUAUGAAAUCUGUAGACGUUGACGAUGGCGCUGUUGUUGCUGGUGCUGCUGAUGCAGCAGUUGACACAUGCGGCAGUAGCAGCAGAACCCGCAGCUGCAGCAGCGAUGAAGAUUCGCCAAGACGAAGCUGCAGCAGCAGCAGCAUUGGAAGCGGCAGCAGCAGCAGCAGCAAGGCCUGUUCGUCUUCCAGUUCAUUCAAAUGUGGAGAAACGGGUGCCCCUGGAGAAGCCAGCAGCAGCACCAGCACCAGCAGCGACUGCAACAGGUGGUGUGUGGCAUGCGGCUACAGCUGCGUUUCCGACGCUCCUUCUUGUUGGUUUGCUGCUGCGGCUGACGUCUGCUGUUUCCCGCUGUCGCUGUACGGGUCCCAUGCUGCAGCACGCGAGGCGGCGGUGCGUUAUUUGGUGCAGCAUCAAGGCCGCAUCACGUUCAUUGUCAAGCAGCAGCAGGACGAGCUGCAGUGGCUGCUACAGCCCUCAGCGAUACUUUAUGAAGACCACAUAGCAAUGCAGCAGCAACAACAGCAACAGCUGCAACAGCAACAUGCACUGAAGCAGUCCGAGGCAUACACGUUGAGGGGGCAACAGGAACAGGAACCACUGGCACCGCAGAAGUCGCACUUCCAUGACGUGGAGCAGAGACUGCCUCUGCUGCGGUCCCGCAGGUCGCUGCAGCAGCAGCAGCAGCAGCAAGAACGGCCCGACCGUCCCAAGAGGCAGCUUCCUCCGCGGCUUAAGGACCCUGAAGGCGCCGGGACUGUGCCUGCUGCAGAGAGCAGCAGCAAGAGCUGCACCUCAACGCCUGCAAAAGCAGAAGUUGUGGCGAAGCUAAUAGACGGUCCGCGAGCAUCGCAAGGGGCGGACUCUGCGGGGCAUGCCUUAGCUGCACCAGCCAACCCAGCGUCAAAAUCUCCAGUUGGUGCUUUCAGCAGCCAAAUCGGCUCAAAAAGUCACAGAACUCCCCUGUCUCGCUCGAUGAAACUUUGUGGGGUCAUUCCGCGGGUGGAGCAGCCGCCUGGCUGUGAAGGUGAAGAGGGGGCAACGGCCACAGCAGCAACAGCAGGAUAUCGUGUUGGUGACUUCUUGCAGGGAUUGCUGGCUUCUUCGGGCGGCGGCUCAAAGCAACAGCAGCAGCUAAUGCGCACGAGCAGGAAGCGGAAAGCUGCUGCUGUUGCUGCGGAGGGCGCUGGCAGCUCAUGGUGUGGCGGCCCUCGCAGCAGCAGCAUGAGCAGCAAUGGCGGCUGUGUUCUCAGCAGCAUGAAUCGAAUUUGGGCUGAGAAGGAAAUUAACAAGGAGGGCCGCCUGCUGCUGCGCAAUGCGUUCUUGUCUGGGUGUAUGGUCCCUUUAGGGGAGGAGUACGCUGUCUGUACUCUUGACGAUGUUGAGGCAAUGCCAGAGGCAGAACCAUUUUCUUCAAGCUGGUACUUGAUGCAGAUUUUCGUGCAGACACACAAGCUGCAGCGCAGCCAGCUGAUGGAUGUGGGGCUGACGCGGCAGCUCCUGGCGGCUCGGCGUUUUGUUUACUUGCUGUCCCCGUACGCUGAGUCAAGAGCGUUCGCUGCAGCGGCAGGCUCAGAACCCACCGCUGCUUCGGAUGCUGCUGCGGCUACGAAGCAUCCACCUAGCCCACCGGCUACCCGGCAGCAGCUUGCCUGCAGCAGCAGCAACAGUGGUGGCAGCAAGUCGCAGCAUGCAGCUGUUCCUGCAGGUGUCAAGUCUGACGGAUUGCGCUCAGCGGCUACCAGCAGUAGCAGCAGCAGCAAUAGCAACAAAGUAGAGUCUCAGCAGCAGUUGCAGCCAUUUGUGUCGCAGCAACAGUUUACGUUUGCUGCUCAGCAGCAGCUAGUGUCCGCUCAACAGCAGCAUCUAGUCCUCCAGUAUCUCAUGCGCCGGCGACAGGAACAGCAGCAGCAGCGUUCUGCAGCGACAGUAGGAGGCAAUUCGUUAGGUGCGGGAACGGCGGUUGCUACAACGGACGCGCAACUCCACCCGCAGCUGCUGCAGCAGCAGCGCAUGCAGCAAUGGCAUCAGCUUUGGCAGCAACAGCUCCUGCAGAGGCUGCAGCAGCAGCAUUUAACGCCGCAGGGCGUAGCUCCGGUAGCAGCACACCAAGCGCUGCUACAGCAGCAGCAGCAGCAGGGAGUGGCGGCUUUUUGGUUACAGCGGCCACAAUUGCGGCUUCCCUUUUGGCCUUUACUGCCGCAGCAGCAGCAGCCGCAGCAACAGCAGCAAAACGCUGCACCGACAGCUGCAGCUGCGCAACCAGCAGAGGCUACAAAGCAGCAGGAAGGCUCUAGGAACACAGCUGUGACUGCCACCUCUGAUGCUGCUGCUGCUUCUGUAAAGGCGUCUGCUUCGAAGGAAAGACAUGAAGAGCAUGACAACAGCAGCAGAAACAACGUCACAAGCAGCAGCAGUGGCUCAUGCCGCGCAAUGUCGGGAUUAUGCGACGCGGGCAGGGGCCUGCUGCCACCUGGAUAUGGCGAGCUGCCGCAACUGGAAGCCUUAGUGGAUGCUGCAGUGCUGCUGAGCAGGCACUUUAAGCCGAGCCCCCAGGCGCAUACAGAAGCGGGAGCUCGUUUGGACAGCAGAAGGCCACUGCACUGCGUGUGGCUCGAUGAGCGGCGACAGCCGCAGUGGCGCUGUCGGUGGACUGCCUCUGCUGGUCGCCGUUUUAGCCGGACAUUUUCAGUCAAUCUCUUCGGUUACGAACCGGCGAAGCGUUUGGCUGUCUGGUCGAAGCUGCUUGUCUCCACGCCUCAUCAGAGACGAGCGUGCCUUCAGGAGCUUUGGGACUCGGUACAGCAGCAAGUACGACAUCCGCUGCCUACCGAAGUAGCCGCGCUAUUGAAGCACGGGAAAGUCAAGCCAGAGGUUUGCUGUUUCGAGCUGAGGCCGCCUGCACUCCUGCGGCAUCAGCAGCAACUGCUGCUGCCGCAUCACCUUUCGCAUACAAAGGCCCAGGACCAGCAGCAGCAACAGGACCAGGAAUGCGAUUCUGUGACUUCCACGCCUUCGUCUCCUGUCAUUGGGCCUAGGAGCAGAGAGAAGCAGCAGCAGCAGCAGCAGCAGCAUGGUCCCCAGCAACAACAGCAGCAGCAGCCGAAGCAGCAUCAGGACACAGAGACUGCGCUGAACUUGACUCGUUCUGACAAAGAAAAGCGUUCUCGGGUAAUGUUGGCAAGCCCAGCAGCGCCUGCUGCUGAAUGCUGUGGUUCUGCCCAAUCGAGCUCUGAUCAGCCGUGUCGCGCUGCCGCUGCUGGAGUUGCAGCAGCAGCAGCAGGCGAGGACGAACAAGAAUCCUCGAUAGACGGGCAUCGCUCGCCCGAAAAUGCAGCAACAGCAGCAACAGCAGCACCAACUGUUGGAACAACGACAGCAGGGGCUGUAGCAGGCACAGUUGCCGCAGUGCGUCGGCGGGGUUUACGUCCGCGUGCAACGGAGAAAGGAGAAUUGGAAACGGCGGAAGAGGGGCCCCGCUCGGCAGUUGUUGCCCUUCCGGUAGGCUCGGGUGCUGAUGCUGCAGGCAGUCGGCUCAGUGAUGCGGCAACCACCACAGGUGCUGCGGGGGCCACUGCAGAAGCUGCUUCGGCGAACCAAGCUAACAGCAGCCGCAGCAUCAGUGGGUGUGGCCGAUCAGGAGCAGCAACAACGAGGGCAGCAGCAGCAGCUGCUGCGGCGGCAGCAGCUGCUGCUGCGGCGUCAGCAACAGCUGUGGAGUCCUCGGCGGUGCCUGCGGCUCCCGUUGACAACUCGUGCAGCGGCCACAGCAACAGCCUUCAUAAGCAACGGCUACCUAAAACAGAGGCAGCUGAUACAGCGUCUGCUGCCUCGCAGGCGGCAACUGCAUCGUCACCGCGAAUUUGUACAGGGACAGACACAGGGAAAGCUCGGGGAACAAUGCUGCUUCGAUGCCGUGAGGCACGGCAACAACAGCAGCAGCAAGGACAGCAACAGCUCCAAAAUGGAAGGCGCCGCCUCGCGGAUUCAGCUUCAAGCGAUUCGAACAGUGAGAUGGAAGAGUGCAGCACCAGCACAGCAGUGCGACGCCGCAGCUGCAAUGGCAGCAGCAGCAACAGCGGCAACUGUAGAGCUUCUUACACUGGAGGUGCAGCAGGUACAACAAGCGCCCGAUUGCUGCAGAGCAGCACCCGCCAACAAGAAGGCCACUACACCGAAGGUCAAUUAGUUUUAACUGCGCCCGUGUCAGCGGGUAGAAACAGCCGCAACUACGACAAUGCAAAUAGCAGCUGCGGUAGCAUCGUCGCGCGAAGGGGACGAAGGAAGGUAGCUACCGCAGCUGCCAGCAAACGAUGUAGCAGUAACAGCAGCAACAGUAGCUUUUCCUCACUGUCUGCUGCUCACGAGACCCCUGUCAGUACACCGAGAUCUGCUGCUUCCACUACGUACAUGUCGCUCAGACCCAGGUCUUCUGCAGCUGCAGCGACGCGCAGCAGCUCCAGCAACAACCUCUCUUCACCGCAGCAACCGCAGCAGCAGCAACAGCGAGCCUCAGGAAAGAGGCAGCCUGUGCAAGAAGAAAAAGAAGGCACGUCGUCUCUUGCGGCUGUUGCUGCUGCUGCUGCGCAGAAGCACAGGCAUACCAGCGGUAUUUACAACAACAGCAACAACAGUAGCAGCGGCAGCAGCAGCAUUCAGCAACGACCGGUUCUUCGUUCGCUACGAUCUGUAUCGACAAGAGCUGCGGCGGCUGCAGCAACAGCUGCUGCAUCUGCCCUUCAGGGCUCGCCACAGCGAGUGCCGAGAGCAGCAGCAGCAGACGCAUGCACACUGAAGUAG